Molecule: messenger RNA, 295 nt
Organism: Drosophila gunungcola (fruit fly)
Lineage: Eukaryota; Metazoa; Arthropoda; Insecta; Diptera; Drosophilidae
Exons: 2
Coding region: 69-272 (67 amino acids)
Source: RefSeq, a predicted model, not a curated record
ACGGGGUUACGAGGGGUAACGAUCCCACAAUGUAGAGCCCACAGUAGGUCUACGAACUCGUCGGCACAAUGACGUCUCCCUUUGGCGGUGUAACCUGUUUCUGGCUGUCGCUCAUCUGGCUCCAGCUGGGACUCGUCAAUGCCGGACUGGAGUUCCUCAGGGUUUUCGUACCCCUAAACCUCGUGAGACUGCGCCAAAUCGAAGACGAGGAACGCGAAAUUGAGGGCGAGUGCACCCUGGGAGCCAUCAGCAUUCGAAUGUUUGCCUUCUAGGGGCUGUUUAAUUUACUACCUAC